GGGGGUGGGGCUGGUAGACGUAGAAAAUAAUGGUGUCAGUCGGUACUCAGACACCGUGGAGUUGGCUUCACAGCUUCACAGAGGACGAGAAGAAAAAGGGUGAAAAUGCAAUCCUUGAUAGACCCCUACUCGGUGUCAGCAGGAGCUCUGGUAUGCCUGAAAUUGGAGCCUGUUCCAGAGAGGCAAGGGAAGAGCAGAAAGAGGGUCUGGAGAAGCUUUCCCUGCCUCAUAUUGUGACAGAAGAAGCAAUGAGUGCUCCUGAGUCACAGCAUCUAGCAGCUCUCCAGUUCCCCAGUGACUCAUACUCCGCAUCAUCAACAUCAUCAGGAGAGGAAGAGGUGGGAGAUACAAUACUUCCUUCGCUGGCCGUAGAACCAUCAGCUCCCAACACUGAACUAGCUGUCCGACAACUCUCCUGGCCUGCUGUACUGAGGUAUCUCCGAGAAUCUGAGUCAGAAGCCAGCAAGUACUUCAGUAUAGAUCGAGAGCCAAGGAAGGUGCUCAAAGGGGUUGAAAGGGACCAAGAAACAGCAAGAGAGAACACAAGUAAUGAGUUGAUGCCAAAUGAGGCUCGAUGUGCAACAGAGGAGGCAGUGGUUGCUGAAUUGAACAAACUUUGUCAUUUCUGUGGACAGCCAUUGGGUGAGUGGAGUGUGCUGCAAUCUGCCACUGGGAGUGGAGAUCAGGGAAGAGCUGAGGCUUGUUGCUGGCAGUUCAAGGAGUUCUGUCUGUUGGUUGCUGGAUGUCUACGACAGAUGAUAGCAGAGAGAGUCUCCGCACAGCCAACAGAGAUCACAGUGAAGCUCAGAAACAAGAAAGACGUGAAGAUGGAAGCGGAGGAGAGAGCACUUGCCCUUUUGAGACGAAGAAAACGACAGAGAAAAAAGAUGGCGAAAAAGACAUUACAGAGUUCAAGCUUCUACUCCUGUGAGUGCAGCAAGUGUUGGUUAGGGUUUUGUUUCAAAUGUACAUGUUCCAGUGACAAAACAGACCAAAACCAUUCAGUUUUCACUGCUGUCUCCGGCAGUGCUGAGCACUGGCUGGACUUUUGGCGAGAGGCAAAGAACUAGUAUUAGGGAGCAGAAGAAAAAGAAAAAGAGAAACGUCACAAGAAAACUUCCUCCAGAAAUUCUUGAGCUGCUUAUAAAAAGCAUGGCAGGUCCCAGAGAAGUAGAUGUGAGGCAAUAUCCUGACAGCUCCAUCUCCUUCAGUACUCUGCUACCUGACCACACUGGCCACUACCGCUACCCAUCGGGUUCACUGGCUGUGCUAAUCUACUCACACACUCCAGGAGUUCUGAGCUACCUUCUCUUCAGCGUAAUUGUCAGAUUUUCAUAAUUUUAAUGUUAAAGUUAUUGUGUUUUUCAGGAACGAGGGGAAGAGGUGUUGGGGUAUGCAGACCAGUUGGGCAGGAUCUGGUGCAGUCACCCCCCACCUGACUCCCACCUUCUCAGACUGUGGCUGACUAGUGAUGGGGAAGGAGCUGUGUUCUCUGGUACAGGGGAAGUGGUGAGGAGAUGGGGGAGGGAGAGAGAGGCCGAGCAGACUGUGUUCCAGCCUCUGGUCUCUCCUCUGAACAAACACCUGGAUGUUCAGCUUGCAAGACAAGCCGAGGCUGUCAUCAGCUUCUCUCCUUGCCAGCAGCACCAUGUCAAGUUUACAGUUACCCACAAGCUAAAAGAGAAAAGUGGGAUUUUGGUCAGAGAAAGAACACCAGACGUUACUGAAGGCUACUACCAGUGCUACCUCCGCCAAGCCCAGGCCAGGCUCAAGGGACCAGGAGAGGAGGACAGAGAGUACCUCGUGCCAGAUCUCGCAGUACUGGAACCCUCACCUUCACCUCUGACUUCUCUCACAGUAGUAGAGUUAUUUGAAAUUUGUGGCAUUAAAUUAGACUCGUAAUCUAUCUUUGACUUGACCUAGUAUAUACCUGGCAGAGAGUGUGUAGCUUAUAGUGGUCUCUGACGAUGUUUCACGGCCUCAAAUGUCAUUGUGUUGCUUGACAUGCUGUGUGAGAUUGUACUGUGCCAAAUUACAAUUUGCCUUUGUCUGGUGUUAGAUUUUAAGCCCUACUUGCUGGAAGCUCAGUUGGUAGAGCGCAGACCAUCGUGGGUUCGAAUCCCUCCCAGGAC
This is a messenger RNA of Geodia barretti, 2132 nucleotides long. Lineage: Eukaryota; Metazoa; Porifera; Demospongiae; Tetractinellida; Geodiidae. The record is from the annotation of a GenBank genome assembly.